This is a messenger RNA of Colletotrichum godetiae, 3666 nucleotides long. RefSeq names its product permease for cytosine/purines, uracil, thiamine, allantoin-domain-containing protein. Gene Ontology annotation, molecular function: DNA binding; zinc ion binding; nucleobase transmembrane transporter activity. Bases 1 to 3666 code for a protein of 1221 amino acids. The record is from RefSeq and is a predicted model, not a curated record. The transcript is spliced from 12 exons. Gene Ontology annotation, cellular component: plasma membrane. Gene Ontology annotation, biological process: nucleobase transport; transmembrane transport; DNA-templated transcription. Lineage: Eukaryota; Fungi; Ascomycota; Sordariomycetes; Glomerellales; Glomerellaceae.
AUGGGUUUUCAAGCUGCCCUGAAGCGGGUGGAACUCCCCUAUGUUUCCCGGUGGAUUAACGACGAUAUUCGGCCUAUUGAAUCUCAAAGACGCACUUGGGGCUUUUUGACGUUUCACAACUUUUGGCUCUUGGUCAACUGCAAUAUCACCACCUACUUGACCGGCAGUGCCCUCAUCCCUCUCGGUUUGACUUGGUGGCAGGCCCUUAUAUGUAUUAUCAUCGGCAAUCUCAUUGCCACUGUCGCCGUGAUCGUUAACUCACUUCCGGGUAGCUACUAUCACAUUGGCUUUCCUGUGUUCAGUCGAGCUGUAUGGGGAAUGUGGGGUUCACAAUUUGUCAUUUGGAACCGUAUUUUUCUAUCUCUCGGUAAGCUUUCCCAGUAUGGCUUCACAGCCUGGGUUGGAGGCGAGUGCAUCUACGUGAUCCUCCUUUCCUGGGACCCAAGGCUCGAAUCCCAUAUUCCCAAUGGUAUGCCAGUAGACACGGGCAUGACGACUGCACAAUUCGUCUCGUAUGUCAUCUUCAGCGUCAUUUCUCUCCCAGUCAUCUGGAUUCGCCCGCAUCGUCUCGAAAACUUCUUCCGCUUCGCCUGCUCCAUCACCCUUGUCUUCUUCGUCGUGCUUCUCAUCUGGGCCCUCGCAACCAUGGGACCAUCCGGAUUUGGCAAUACCAUCACCUCGGGAUCAGCCCUUUCCAACACGGGUGGGCCGGACAGCGUGGCUUGGUUGAUGAUCUACGGCAUCGUAUCAACAAUCGGUUCCAUCGCGGCCGGUAUCUUGAACCAGAAUGACUAUUCCCGCUUUGCUACGCAGCCCAAGCACGCAAUCGUGGGCCAGGCUAUCUCGUUUCCUUUCUAUAGCAUAUUAAGCUCGUUGAUAGGCAUCCUUGUCACUGCAGCGACUCAGGAGCGCUUCGGGGGCGAAGCCAUCUGGAACCCGCCUACCUUAUUUGCUCAGCUCCUGGCCCAGGACGAAACCGCUGGGACGCGGGCGGCUUGCUUCUUCGCGGGGAUUUGUCUUACAAUAUCGCAGAUCGGAGUCAACGUCCCUGGAAACGCACUUGCCGGCGGCUUUGACCUGGCAGCGACGUUUCCCAAAUACUUGAACAUCCGCCGCGGCGCCUACAUCACCGCAAUUUUCAGCAUUAUCGUCAACCCUUGGCGUCUUGUCAACACUGCAACAAUCUUCCUUACGGUCCUUUCAAGUUACAGUGUUUUCUUGGCUCCGAUGACGGGGUUGAUGAUAUCCAGCUAUUUGGUUGUUAAUAAGAGCAAGGUGAACGUGAGCGACCUGUACCGCGGCGACUCUGGGAGCAUCUACUGGUUCUCCUGCGGUUGUAAUUGGCGAGCUCCGGUGGCAUGGCUUGUGGGUGUUGUCCCCUGCAUGCCUGGCUUCAUCGCUGCUGUUGACACUUCAGUGACAGUGAGCGAAGGCGCCACAGAGCUAUACUCCAUGUCAUACAUUUAUGGGCUCCUUUCUAGCGGUCUCGUGUACGCCUUGCUACAUCGGUAUUUCCCGGCGAAAAGCUUAGAUGCCUUUGUCAGAGACUCGCCGUCGGCCCAUGAACUCCAACAAAUGCAUCAGAGCAAAUGGGAUGUGACGCUGGCCGAGACUCCCGAGAUUCUCGAAGUGCUUUCUGGACAUGGAUCCCCCCGCCCUAGCGUUGCACUGACAGGUCCCACCUGUCAGCCACUAACAUUGAUGACCAGAGAACGCACAGGCGUUAUCGAUGUCGGCCAACUGCAUAGGCCAACUUGCCUCGUGCAACACCAGUCCAUCGGCCAACCUGAUCACGAACCCUCGACAGCAUUAUCAUCGACGCCAUGCCUAACUAUACUAGGAAGUCGUCCCAAAGACGCAAGUUCAAAGUUCCGAGCGAGUUCGGCCAGGCUAGACAAUCGAGAAGCCGAAAGAACCGUCCUUGUGACGCGUGUCGCAAGAGAAAGACGGCGUGCGUUAUCACCUCUACACCACCCUGUAAGUGGUAUGUCAUCGGCCUCGCAAAGUGUUGCUUCUGCGUCGCCUGCAUCUGCAUCCGCACCCGCCCCUCGGGAUGUCGCGCAAGAUGGGCCCUCCAGUCACUCGGAAUCUCCACGGAUAACGUUAGAUAAUUCGGUUCCUUCGCCUCGCAAUUACACGCUUGAUAUAUUCCCGGUACCUCACGUGCGAACACUAGAAGACAAUGAAAACAGGACAGCACAUAGCAUGGGCCCGGCAGCCGAGCAAGACACCCACUUUCUUGCCUCUUUCCGCUCGGACGUCCUGAGCGGUCCCAAUCAAAUCGAUGCAGAGUUUAUCCAGGUCUAUGAAGGAAGCGGGUACCCCUGGGAUCCUCCGGUUCACUUCUGUCUCCUGCAGGACGAGUUUACAACCCAGGACAAUAAGGCCAGGGAAGAAGCAUCUCGUGCGAUUGAGAGAUUGGUCGAGCCUCACGGCCCCACUCUCGUACGCCUGUAUUUCAGACACAUCCAUCCGGUACUGCCUGUUCUAUCAAAGUGCAGGUUCUUGAGACAGUACUUCGACGAUAAGAACAAGCUUCCUGCCUCCCUCCGCGGGGCCGUCUACGCACUUGCCUCGGUCUUUGGGGAGAUUGGGCCGUCUCUGCAAGGCCCCUUUCCUUUCCAACAACAUGAGCUUGCUGACCUUGCCACCGACUCCUUACAACGAGAACUCGACUCGCCAAACUUGGCCAAGCUUCAAGCUUCUCUCCUGCUCCUCCACAUGACGCCCAACAGAACAGACAGCAUUGCGCAUCCCAGGACCUGGACAUCCACAGCGCAGGCCGUAGCCACUGCCCAGAUGAUUGGACUGCACCAGAAUGCUGGGAAGUGGAAUCUCCCUGCGUGGGAGAAGAGAUUGCGGAGGAAGCUGUGGUGGGCUACGUAUGUAGCUGACGUGUGGUCGGCAGUGUGCCACGGAAACCCGCCACACAUUUAUCCAGCUUCUUUUAACACAUCACACGUUUCAAUGGAGGAUUUACGCGCUGAAGAGAGCGUUCCGGAGGACUUGCGUGUACUUGUCCACCCGGACAAUGUGGAAUUUGAUAUUGCUACGGGAGCCCGAUUUCUGGAGUUGGUGACGGUGAGCCAGACCUUGCGAGGGGUUAUCGACCGCAAGUCGCAGAAGAUAGAGGUGACGAACCGAGGGCAUCUAGUCUCACUCCAGGGCGAACUGCACAACUGGUUAACACUGCUGCCGCAAUGUCUUACGAUGCCUCAACUUGUGAGAGACUCGGGGAUAUCCAAUAAUGCGCCCCUUCAUCUAGCGUACUACGCCCACUUGGCGCUUCUCUACCGAGCACUCAUGAACCCAGCUACCAAGGGUGCCAAGGCAAUGCCAUCAUCCAGCCUGCGCCUAUGGUUUGGCGCUGCGCUCUCCGACUUUGCUAGCUUCAGAGAUUUCAUGGGCGAACUAGCCCCAGAGGACCUACAAGGCUUUUGGGGCUGCCAUGUCACGUCGGCCUUCAACCUGCUCGAGGGCCUUCAUGACACCCUGCAGCGGCUCAAUCGACAGGACAACUUAAUUUCGGAGUUACUUCUCCUUCCAGUCACCCUUCGGAUAGACUCGUUCUUCACUCAAGCCGCCGAUCGACUGCGUGGUGGGCCAGCUGCCAUCGGCACAGCCGCGGCAACUUCAACUCUCGAAGCGACACCAAACACAAUUUAG